AUGUGUUAUUUGUCCGACCAAGGUCUUAUUCAUCGGGACCUACGAACUGAGAAUGUUCUUGUUGACAAAACUUUUACCUGCAAAAUUGCAGACUUUGGUCUUGCCAAGAAAACCGACAAUUUUCAAGCCUCCGAAGUCAAGUGGACGGCACUGGAAGCUGCUACUAAGGGAAAGUUUUCGACUAAGUCAGAUAUCUGGUCAUUCGGUGUCCUGCUUUGGGAGCUUGUCACCUUUGGAGAUGUCCCAUACAAAGGUGCCCAUUUUUUCAAAAAUCAAGGGAUGAACGGAUCUGAAGUUUUAAAACAGCUUAAGACUGGAUUUCGAAUGAAAAUCCCUCCAGACGUUCCGCAUAAUGUACCAAAUGAGUGGUAUGAACAAAUGCUAAUGUGCUGGGACGAAGAACCUAUGAAAAGACCUAACUUUCACUCCCUCGUUGAUGUCUUUGAGGCAUUUUGUGUCGGGGGGAAAGACUAUAUUGAUUAA
Octopus sinensis (East Asian common octopus) is the source of this 483-nucleotide messenger RNA. Its product is annotated as proto-oncogene tyrosine-protein kinase LCK-like. Gene Ontology annotation, cellular component: signaling receptor complex. The record is from RefSeq and is a predicted model, not a curated record. Lineage: Eukaryota; Metazoa; Mollusca; Cephalopoda; Octopoda; Octopodidae. The coding region runs from base 1 to 483 and encodes 160 amino acids. Gene Ontology annotation, molecular function: ATP binding; transmembrane receptor protein tyrosine kinase activity. Gene Ontology annotation, biological process: protein phosphorylation; multicellular organism development; positive regulation of kinase activity. The transcript is spliced from 2 exons.